CCGCGUCUCUUUGCUCGUCCGUGUUUCGUAGUAGCGAGUUCUGCCGGUCGAAAACAGCGGACAGGUGCUAGUUUCAAACUAUUCUUCGUUAGUAUUAACGCUGGCGUUGAAACGAGUCAGUAGCUUAUCGACAGAAAUGACCAGAGCUGAAUUUAUGGCUCUUUAAACGUGAGAAUUAACGUUAACGCAGUAAAAAUACGUAGAUAUUGUAUCUACAGAAAUAUUGAAACCGAGCGGAGGCCAAUUUAAAAAGUAACGCACAAUAUUCAGAAAGAUUAAAAAUAAUAAAAAGAGAAACGUAAAAGCUAACGUAACGUGUCUAAGAAGAACAUGUUAAAAUCAAACUUGUAGUUCGUGAAACGUGAAAAGGGAGGAAAACAGGAUUGAGAGAACUCGAGGAUCAUCCCCAUCGAUGUUUAUCACGGUGUGUUUCUCGCGCGUGGCGCGCAGUUUGAAUUUUCUUUAAACAUUCACACGCCAUUACGAUAUAUAUAUAAGCUGUAUUGCAAUAAUCGGUCGAAGAAUAAGGACCGCGACGUGUGUCCCUGUUCGCGAUGAAUCGAUUCGAUCGAACGAAAAGUCGAACUGAAUGAUGUCGCGACGUCAAUAGUACGAACAAAGUGAACAAGUUAGUGAUGAACAACGACGAUGAUUUGAGAGGAAUGUUCGCUGCCGGUCGUUGAUACAAGCGAAACAAGCGAGACGAGACUGGAAGCUUGAGUGGUGAAGAGUGAAAUAGUGCCGCUGCUGAUUGUCUGAUCGUCUAAUAGGAUUUUUGUGAUGCAUCGGCCGUUGCCUGGAUCGGUGAAGGAUGUCCUUGGAUCGCCAUGAGACACAACGUUCUGAAGAUCCUGCCUGUCCUCUGUUGCACGUUGCAUUUACACGCCGGACAAUUGAUCCGUGAUGCGAGAUGUUUCCUGGAGAACGGUGCCACCGCUGCACACCUCUUCGUCAGCGAGGAUUUACCAGUCGGUGACACCGUGGGAGUGCUUGGGGUACUGGGUGAUCCUGGACCACAGGGUGACAUUGAACUCAGGCUCCAGGAGCACGAUAGCCCAGUGAUUUUCUCAGCCUAUUCCAAGAAUCUAACACUCGUCAGACCGCUGGACAAAGAAGGCAUCGACGGGCCUGCCAGCGUUUAUGUAAACGUAAUUUGCGAGCGGAAACAUACACUGGAUCCUGGUUUCGUGAUACCGGUCAAUAUUCGCGUGACUGAUGCCAAUGACAAUGCACCACAGUUUGUAAAUGCGCCUUACGUUCUAAAUAUCUCUGAGGUCACGGUAGUUGGCACAAGGGUUCUUCAAGGUGUCAGAGCUGUGGAUGCUGACCAACCGGGACCAUUUUCUACUGUACAGUAUGCCGUUUUGCCUGGGCCGCAUUCGGAUUACUUCGUGUUCGUGAAUGCUUUGGAAGGCACUCUAGUUUUAAGGAAACCACUCGAUUAUGAGACUCUUGCCAAUUUCUCUGUCGACAUUCGCGCACAGGAUCAAGGCAACCCGCCUAAAUCGACGACCACGACCCUCUUUGUUAAUGUAAUCGACGCGGAUGAUCAAAAUCCUGCCUUCCAAAGUGACCAGUACAAAAUUCUCAUUCCCCGGAGCAUUAGAACGAGAAGGAUACUGAAAGUAGAUCCUGCGCCAAUAAAAGCGAUGGAUCAAGAUGUAGGGAUCAAUGCUCCGGUUCAGUAUACAAUUCAAGGAGGAAUUCUACCAUUCCUCACACUGAAUCCGGAAACAGCUGAGGUCGCCAUGACACGACCAUUGUACGAGCAUGAACUCCUGUCUCCAGCAACGAUUGUGGUCAAGGCUACGCAGAUAGACAAUCCAGACAAAUAUGCCCUUUCUACUAUAGUCGUCUCUCGAGAGGAGGAUUGGAUUGUAGAGCCCACUGCUGGUGGGAGAUUGCCAGUAAAAUUCAUACGAAGGGAUCAUCAGACUAGCAUUCCAGAAAAUACCCCUCCAGGAAGCGUUUUAUUAACGACAGGAGUGAAUAAAAUAGAUUCAAAUUUAAGAUUCUGGCUCGUGGGUGCGAUUGAGGACUUGGAGAGGUUCUCCAUCACCAAUUCCGGCGAAUUGAUCUUGAAGGGCACUCUUGAUUACGAGAGGAGGGUUCAACAUAGCUUUUUGGUUCGUGUUACGGACGGCCAUCAUAACGACACUUCCCGUGUCAAUGUAUCUGUCGAGGAUGUAAACGAAUGGGAACCGAGAUUUCGUCACCCCAGGUAUGAAUUUCACGCUGCGACAUUGAGAGAGGGAUCCAUUGUCGGAAAAUUGGAAGCUGCUGAUGGCGACAGAAACGACAAAGUCAGUCUGUCUCUCCGAGGUCCAGACGCAAGGUCAUUCGAAAUACGUGACAGUGGAGAAUUAAUCCUUAGAUCAGCAGCAACUAUUAAUGGUUCUUUGGCCAGAUUAGUGGCCGUGGCCUCUGAUUCUGGUCGUCCCCCCAGGUCCAGUAUGAUCCCAGUGAUCGUGCAUAUACCAAAUAGUGGCUCCUUGCCGAUUGCUGCGAGAGCCGCGCCUGCCUGGUUGGGCAGCAGCGUUCUCCUGGUUGCUGUUUUCGGCGCUGUUCUGGGUCUCCUUGGUGUUAUAAUACUCGUUUUAAUUUUGUACAUAUACAAGAAUAAAAGGCCAAAGACCAGUGGCUCGGUAAGCUCGGUAGGGACUGGUUACAGAGAAAAAUCGCCAGUUCCCUCUGCUCUGAGUCCAACUCCUCAAGUACUCGGGGCUAAUAUGCUCCAGGAUGCUUUGGAGAUACCUCGAAGAGGAACUCGGAUCGAGAAUACGCGUAGCAUCGAUGAAAACGACGAAGAGGCCGACGCUGGAGACGAUCUAGAGGAUGAUGAUCACGUUGAUCAGGAAAUCGUAGACGACGGUAACAAUGGCGAAGCACGUGGAAUCAAAAAUGACAGCAACGACGUUGAAAAUCCAGUUUUCGCAGCGAGGAACUACGGCGCUACUAUUAAAAGCGUAACAUCAGCUAGGCAAGUGCCGAUUUACGCAAGGCACAAGGUGGCUCCAGCUCCGAAUCCUCCAGGAUUAUCGGCAACGUCCAACAUCCCCAAUAUCGGCGGUUUGGUCCAGAACAUGAACGACUUAAGCUUAAAAACUAACUUGAACGCCGACUCUUCCAAAUCUUCCAAUUAUUCCGGAGAUCUUCCGGAUUCCUUGGUACCUGCGUGGCCUGCUUGCUCUGUUUCGCAAAGAGUGAAGAAAUUGUCCUGGGAUGAUGACGAUAGGACAGUGGAUAGCGUAGAGGUGACAGCAGAGACAAUGUCCAGAAACAAUCAGAUCGGGAACGAACGACUUAAUCUCACUGUGUAUUUUUAAUCACACGAA
Frieseomelitta varia is the source of this 3335-nucleotide messenger RNA. RefSeq names its product protocadherin-like wing polarity protein stan (gene Cad96Cb). Gene Ontology annotation, biological process: homophilic cell-cell adhesion. NCBI's taxonomy places the organism in Eukaryota, Metazoa, Arthropoda, Insecta, Hymenoptera, Apidae. The transcript has 18 exons. The coding region runs from base 828 to 3326 and encodes 832 amino acids. Gene Ontology annotation, molecular function: calcium ion binding. Gene Ontology annotation, cellular component: plasma membrane. The record is from RefSeq and is a predicted model, not a curated record.